Molecule: messenger RNA, 972 nt
Organism: Adineta ricciae
Lineage: Eukaryota; Metazoa; Rotifera; Eurotatoria; Adinetida; Adinetidae
Source: the annotation of a GenBank genome assembly
AUGGAUGAUUUACUAUUUCUUCAAGUGACCAUUGAGCUAGUUCGGAUCAUCGUCCCGAUUAUCAUUGUUUUUGGAACGUUAGGUAGUAUCGUUAACAUACUGAUUCUAACAAGACAACGUUUACGUGGUUAUGCAUGUUCAAUAUAUUUUGCUGCAUUAUCAACAAAUAAUUUAUUUUACACAACCGUUUUGCUCGUCUAUAAUUACUUACUAGGUGGCUAUGCAAUUGAUCUAGCUCUAUAUUCAAACUUCUUUUGCAAGUUAAUUAGUUAUUUACUGAACUUUUCUCCCGUAGUCUCUGCUUAUUUUAUUGUCUUGGCAUCGAUUGAUCGCUAUUGUGCAAGUUCAUUGGAUGCUCGAAGACGGCGAUUUAGUCAAGUUGGUGUAGCUAAAAUAUCUGUUGCAGCUGUCACGAUCUUUUAUGCACUAUUCAACAUCGGAGCAAUAAUCUCGUUCGAUUUACGAGACGAUGGAGCAGGUUGCACCAUUCGUUCGGAUAGUCUAUUCAAUCAAGUGUUUCUCAUUGGUCUGGUGACCUUUUAUUCCGUCAUUGCACCAUGUCUUCUGGUCAUUUUUGGUGUAUUGACAGUAUACAAUACUAGUCGACUUGGUCAAGCACGUAUUGGUGUUUCUCGUCAACGUCGUACGGAAAAGGAAUUAGCUCGAAUGUUAAUCGUUCAAGUUUUAACACACAUCGUAUUUACCGGACCAUUCUGUGCCAUGCUCGUGAUAUUAGUGCUCCCGGUUGAUUUCCGAUCUACAUUACAAUUCUAUGUGUUGUUUGUUUUCACGAAGAUCCCAUUUUACUUCUCAUAUAUAACUCCAUUUUUCUUAUAUAUCCUGUCGGCGAGAAUCUAUCGGGAAGAGAUGAUGCAAUUGUUUAAGAAAUUGAAUCCAAUGCGAAGACACAAUCUCGUACAUCACAUUAAUCUAACAGUACAAGUUCAAUCAACAGCACCACUGAAGGAAUGA